This is a messenger RNA of Sycon ciliatum, 1737 nucleotides long. RefSeq lists its product as uncharacterized. The record is from RefSeq and is a predicted model, not a curated record. Bases 248 to 1144 code for a protein of 298 amino acids. Gene Ontology annotation, biological process: translation. Gene Ontology annotation, cellular component: ribosome; membrane; cytosolic small ribosomal subunit. Gene Ontology annotation, molecular function: transferase activity, transferring alkyl or aryl (other than methyl) groups; structural constituent of ribosome. The transcript has 9 exons. NCBI's taxonomy places the organism in Eukaryota, Metazoa, Porifera, Calcarea, Leucosolenida, Sycettidae.
GUGGACGUCGAUUCGAUCGUGUCGGCCAGUUGUCCGCGUAGAUCUACGACCCCGGUCAAGUGAAUGCAGCAGCAGAAAAAGACACCGUGCACAACACGAUACGAAUCACUUACUUGUCUUCGUACAGUCCUGGCUAAGACUCAGCCGGUUGGGAGAGUCCAGGCUGGAGCUAGUUCGGAAAUACUCCCAGCUGCUACAAUUGUGUUCGCAUCGCUAGAUAGCAGCAUCAAGGAGAAAGAGAGACACGAUGGGGAGCGAAGACGAGCGCAAAGCUUCCAGCCUUUCCAGGUGGAUGACACUGUUCAAGGAGCGUGCACCGAUCCUGCUCUUUGCCUUCAUAGCCCUGGGCCCGAUCUGCUCCAGUCAGUACUUGGUGAAUGGGAAGAUUGACGUGGUGCGGUUGAUUGCUGGCACAUUCGGAUUCAUGGCGGUUCUUCUACUCGUUCGGGUAAUGGAUGAUGUCAAGGACUACGACACGGAUGUCGAGGUACACCCAGACAGACCUCUGCCACGUGGUUUGUUGACUGUGGAUGAAGUUGUGCAUGCCAUCAAGAUUGCCACUGUCAGCCUCUUUGGACUUGCCCUUGUCUAUGGAAUACUGUACGGAUUCACUGCUGGUGCCGUGUUUGCUUCACUGAUGGUGUACGUGGUCCUGAUGUACUUUGAGUUUGGCAUUGGAACAUGGUUGGACGAGCGGCCCUUGCUGUAUGGACUCUCUCAUCAGUUUGCAAUUGUGAUAGCAGCAGCCUUUGCAUGCGCACUUGCUGGAGAUGAAGAUGCGUUGUGGAAACGUAGCACAUACUGCCUCGGUGCAGUUGGCCUGUCAGGGUUCUUCGCUUACGAAGUUUGCCGCAAGCUGGACCCAACGCUGCCAAAGAAAAAGGGGACGUACCUCGUCAUCUACGGACGCUGGAAGGUAUUUGCAAUUGUUACCGGCACGGUGGCAUUGGGAGUGCUUGGUGGAAAUCUACUGUCCUUGCAGCGGCUUCUCUUUCCUCUGCAGGCUACCUUACUGGUGAGCCUGUUCACCCUGUUUGCGGCGUUUCCAGAAAGUAAAAAGUUCAAGCUGGUCGAAGGAUUGGCCAUAGUUUACUUUCUGGUGCACGUGUGGAGCGGAGCUCUGUUCCACUGGUUCAUGGCCUAGCCUGGUUCAGCACACUGCAGAGAGAAGGCUGGUAGGUUGCAGCGCAGUGCUUGCGUGUUCCCGACAGCCAAAUGGCACAGCGCUGUCCGGAACACGGCCGAAGGUGCAUAGUGCCAGCUGCGAAUCACAUUGCAGACAGCAAUCACUGAUAUAACAGUUAUAUGCCUAUAUACAUUGCUGCGUUUAGAGAUAUGCAUGCAUAGACAGUGCCCGUGUUUAGCGUGCCAUGCACAUGCAGAACGUACUAUCGAAAACGUAUUUCAGCCGGUUUUAUCUCGGGAUCCAUAGUGCACAUGCUCUGCAAACGUACUCUUAUGCUGUGGUUGGCACGGUUACGCCACUGCCUGUUACCAAUACAAGAUGUAAAUGUUCUAACGAUGAUGCCAAACCGCUGUCUCAUGUAGAAAACAUGGUUGCGAUUGCUGGAUGCACACACCUGGAACUCUGAGGCAUUGAUUGCACUUUUGUCUUUUCUGAAAUUAUCGUGUUUUUUUGUGGUUUUCACCCUGAUCAUUGGGUGUGAUUCCAUUGAUGGCCACAGUAACCGGUAAGGCCGAACAUUUGGUAAAUUUGAAGAUAUUCGCAGGUUCUUA